This is a messenger RNA of Penicillium oxalicum, 930 nucleotides long. RefSeq names its product peroxidase. Gene Ontology annotation, molecular function: peroxidase activity; heme binding. Lineage: Eukaryota; Fungi; Ascomycota; Eurotiomycetes; Eurotiales; Aspergillaceae. The record is from RefSeq and is a predicted model, not a curated record. The transcript has 2 exons. Gene Ontology annotation, biological process: hydrogen peroxide catabolic process; response to reactive oxygen species; cellular response to oxidative stress. Bases 1 to 930 code for a protein of 309 amino acids.
AUGAGUCGUCACGGUGAUUUCGAUGCGGUCCAAAAGGAUAUCGCCGCUCAACUCCAGAAGCCCGGAUAUGAUGACGGUAGCGCAGGUCCAGUCUUUGUGCGCCUAGCAUGGCACUCUUCCGGUACAUAUGACGCCGAGUCCGACACCGGCGGCUCGAACGGCGCCGGCAUGCGUUACGAGGCAGAGGGUGGCGACCCGGCUAACGCUGGUCUUCAGCAUGGCCGUGCUUUCCUCGAGCCGAUCAAGGAAAAGCACCCGUGGAUCACCUAUUCAGACUUGUGGACAUUGGCGGGUGUCGUCGCGAUUAAGGAGCUUGGCGGUCCGGACAUUCCCUGGCAGGGGGGCCGAACCGACCUGGUCGAUGACUCCAAGGUGCCUCCCCGGGGGCGUCUCCCCGACGGAGCUCUGGGUGCCGAUCAUUUGCGAUUCAUUUUCAACCGUAUGGGCUUCAAUGAUCAAGAGAUUGUUGCGUUGGCUGGAGGUCACAACCUUGGUCGCUGCCACGGUGACCGCAGCGGAUUCGAGGGUCCCUGGGUGACGAAUCCCACUCGAUUCUCCAACUCUUUCUUCAAGCUUCUGCUGCAACUCGACUGGAAGCCACGCAAGCUGGCCACAGGAAUGACUCAAUUCGUGUAUGAGGAUCCGGAUGCGGAGGAGGAUGAGGAGCCCCUCAUGAUGCUGCCCACCGACAUGGCACUGAAGACCGACCCCGGCUUCCUGCCCUGGGUCCAGCGAUACGCUGAGGACAAGGAGCUGUUCUUCGAUCACUUUGCCAAGGUGUUUGCCAAGCUGGUGGAGCUCGGUAUCAAGCGUGACGCUCAGGGCAAUGUGAUCAACACCGACAAUCAGCUCGGUGGCUACGUGUCCGCUCCGAAGAAGAGCAACGUGCCCACUGGUCCAACCAAGGGCCAGCCUCGUGCCCGUCUGUAA